Molecule: messenger RNA, 5504 nt
Organism: Anopheles coluzzii
Lineage: Eukaryota; Metazoa; Arthropoda; Insecta; Diptera; Culicidae
Exons: 8
Coding region: 1519-4617 (1032 amino acids)
Molecular function (GO): 3',5'-cyclic-AMP phosphodiesterase activity
Source: RefSeq, a predicted model, not a curated record
UUCAUUUUGUUCAAACAUUCAAAGUUCUUCUUCGCUGUCGAGAAGAGGUGCGUGCGCGUUUCGAAACCGAACACUUCCUUCUUGCAUUGAGGGAAGCAAAAAAAAAAAAAAACAAAAAAAUACCCCCGGACCGCGGAGCAAAAGGGAGAAAACAAAACGUGAGAUGUCCACCGUAAGAGGUUAGCUCGUGCAAAUGCUGCAAACCAGAUAGUAGGCAUGGAUUUUUACAAAACCGCGCUGUAUAGUUUGCUGAAAAGAAACAAAAUGUAAAUGGUGCUAUUAUAGUUUAGCUACACCGUGCUAAUAACCCCGUGAAGCAUAAUUAUCAUCGAGCGAAAGCACGUUGCUGAGUAUAGUGUUUCGUGCAAUUGUAGUGAAGUUCUGCACGAGAAGAAAAGAGCACAAGUGAAAGUGUUUUAUAAAUGAUAAACCUGUGCUUUACAUACAGUGCAAAAGCUUGAGUGAGUGUGUUUGUGUGUGUGUGUGUGUGUGUGUGUGUGUGUAUGUAUGGUGCGUUUUCAUAUUGUGCGUAUCAAAUGCAGCGCAGGUGUGUUGCAGCAAGCCGGGUGAUUUGCAUAAGUGUGUAAAUUAUCUCGCCUAUGCCUCCGUGUCUGCACUGUGGCAGGGUGUGUAACUCGUGUGCGCUGCUUAAAAGCUCGGGCUUCGUUCGCUCCGGUAUGCUAGCAUGAAUGAAAAGGCGAACCGGUGCCAUACAGCUGUUGCGGAACAGAUGUAAAGCGGGAAAAAUUAACACGUGUCCAAACUGCAAACUUGCAACGCUGGUUCAGUCCGCUCCCGAAAGCAGCAACCUGGUGCAAAAGAAGAGGUGCUGUCCGAACGGCGAGGUGUUGAGCAUUAUUACGCGUAGCAUAAUUUAUUAAUGGUGCUGACGAUGCAAUAAACAAAAAAAGCAACCGCUAAGCAAUGCACAGUAGAAAGAGAAUGAAACAAAUGUUCCUGCCGCAGUAUCAGCGUUUGCGGGGCGUUUAAAGAGUUUUGCUGGAUAAAGAGUCUUUAGAGAGGGUUGAUAUGUGUAUGUGUUGCCCCUUCAGUCGUCGUUUCUAACCAUGAACGAACCGAUUCGCUGUUAAACAUAUCACGCAUCGCGCGAACCGGGUGCGCUAUGUUCGUUUGCUAAAAAUCGGGCAAGAUCGGUUGCUUCUCUAUCCGCACCAUUCACUUUGCCAUUGCACGGUCCCCACCACACGUGUACGUGUGAGGGUGUGUGUGUGUGUUUGUGUUUGUGCGUUGAGUAAGCGGAGCCGAACGCACCGGGGUUUAGCAAAAGCAGUCAAGGUGGCCGCGUCGAAGAGAUCCCGCGGGACCUCGGCGUCCGAAGGUCGCCUUGCGCCGCCGGCCGCAUCGACGGACAGUGUCGGCGGUGGGCAUACCGCUGCAACGAGCAAUACCACCGCCACCACCGUUGCCACCUCGUCCUCGUCCGGCGGCCCGACCAUCGAUCCUUCCACCGCCAGCCUACGGUCGUCGAGUUCGCGCCAGGGUUCGGUCGAUGGCGUGAUGCAACGAUGCGGCCUCUGCUCCAUCAUCUCGAGCCUGCUGCGGCGCGCCAUGUGCGUCGGGUCGCGGCGUGGUAGCGGCGAGUCCUACUACCAGGAGCUAGCGGAAACAAAUGUACGUCAAUGUGUUAAAUACAAUGAAUCUUCAACCAUCGCGGACGUCGCCACGGUGGAAACGACGGACAGCUCGAGCUACAAACGACUGAUAUCAACCACAUCCAGUAACGCCCCAACGGCAGCGGCUACGACGACGAUCGUGGCACUGCAGACGCCCACCGCGACCACCCCAACCGUAAUGCUGCUGCACGGUGACGACGAGAUGGAGGAGGACGAUGCGCGGCGGGCACUGAACGGUGCGACCGUGCGACGAAUCUCCGAACAGGACCGGCCCCUGUUCGAGGCACUGAUGGCGGAGGAGCGCGGCGAGCUGCCCCGGCGGCGGCACGCCUGUACCGGCCGCUUCCUCACCAUGCACAAGCGCCGCAGGAAGAAGCUGCUGACGCGCAGCCUCGCCCUCGAUCAGGCCAUCCUGGACGACGUGCUGCACGGUCAGGUGCAGUGCAUUCUCGAUCGCGUCAACCACUGGCGCUUCAAUGCGUUUACGCUCGAGACGGUCACUGGUGGACGCUCACUGCCGGUAUUAUGUGUUCAUCUGUUCCACUGGUACGGGCUGCUGGACCACUUCAACCUAGACGUAGUUAGAGUAUGGAAAUUGUUUAGCUUAAUCGAGGAGGGCUACCACAGCACGAACCCGUACCACAACUCGAUACACGCGACGGACGUCACGCAGGCGAUGCACUGCUUCCUGCAGGAGAAGCGCAUUCUGGAGAAUCUGAGCCCGCUCGAAAUCAUGGCCUCGCUGAUCGGUGCCGUCACGCACGAUCUCGACCAUCCGGGCGUGAACCAGCCGUUCCUGAUAGCGACCUCCAACCAUCUGGCGGCGCUGUACGAGAACACGUCCGUGCUGGAGAACCAUCACUGGCGGUCGGCCAUCGGCUGCCUGCUGGAGAGCGGCGUCGCGGAACAGGUGCAGGACAUACGGCCCGAGCUGGAGCGGCAGAUCAGCUCGCUCAUACUGGCGACGGACAUUACGCGGCAGCAGGAGUUUAUCGGCCGGUUCCGGGACUACCUGAGCCGGGAUGCGCUGGACAUGCGCGACACCACCCACCGCCACUUCAUCCUGCAGAUAUCGCUCAAGUGUGCGGACAUCUCGAACCCGUGCCGCCCGUGGGACAUCAGCAAGAAGUGGAGCACCAAGGUGUGCGAGGAGUUCUUCCGGCAGGGCGACUACGAGCGGCAGCUCAACCUGCCGGUGACGUCCCUGUGCGACCGGCAGUCGACGACGGUGCCGAAGAUACAGACCGGGUUCUUCAAGUUCGUCGUCACGCCGCUGAUGGACGAGUGGCACCGGUUUCUCCGCACCGAUCUGUCCCACUCGAUGAUGCACCAUCUGAAGUACAAUCAGACGCAGUGGGAGAGCAAGCUGCAGGCGGAGAUCAACGAGGAGACGCGCACGGAAAUCUCGGACGCCGAGCUGCUGGACGAGGAAGACAUUGACGGUGGCGAGGAGGAUGGUGCCGGUGAGGAUGAGGCGGACGAUUCGCAUCAUCUCGAUCUGUCCGACAGUUCGGAGGUGCUGCUACCGCUGGCGAUGGCCAAGCUUGGCCGAAGAAGCUCACUGCAGGUGGCCGGUUCGGCAAACCAUGGCUUUGCGGGACGGAUGCGCAACGAGCGUCGACUCUCCGUGCCCGCGACCCACUGCAUCCCGAAGAUUAUCCUACCGGCGAAGGAACCCUCGAGCGGUGGCCGUUCCGGCGGUGGUUCUGGAACCGGCGAGUUCACCCUGCAGCCGCCGGAAUCGAUCCAAGAGAGCGAUGAGCACCGGUUCGAUGCGGACUCGCUGUCCAUCUUCUCCUCCGACAGUGACAGCUUGCACCGGGGAGCGCGCGGCUCCUCGACCGGCAGCACCGCCGACCGGGAGCGACCGCUCAGUGCAGAAAAUCUGCUGCCCGACUGCAGCAUCGCCUCGAUGACGGACGGUGCCUGCGGCGAUCGGCUCAAUCUCGUGCUGCACGGUGCGGUCAGCGUGGGCAACACGGCCAACCUGCUCACGGUCGGCACGUCCAAGCAUCUGAUCCGGCAGCAAACCUUCCCGCCGCUGCAACCGUACGUCCGGACGCGCUACAUGUCGUCGCAGGCCGAGCUGGGCGCCUGCCCGGAGGCACUGCUCGAAUCGCACUCGUCUAGCUCGAACAGCAGCGGAUCGACGAACGCAGCAGCGGCGUCGGCCGCCCUAUCUAACGUCGAAUCUCGUGGCCGCGUACUGGCGACCAGAAAGGAUAGCAUCAAGCGGGAGCAGCAACCGGACGGGGCCGGUUCGUCCCAGGCGGACGGGACGGGCAAGAUCAAGGUGCCGAAGCUGUCCCUCGGCCAGAAGGAGAACCUCGACCCGUCGAUGCUAAAGCGCAGCCUGAGCAGGCGGCGCGGAUCCGCCCCGGUCACGGUGGCGCUGCCCACGAAGGCGAGCGAAACGGCGGGUGGGACUGCGAGCGGCGUUGGCAUCGUCGGCGAGAUUGGCAAAUCGUUCAUCAUCAAAACGUGCGAUCUGAUGCGGCGAGGUUCGAUGCCGGUUGACGCUCUCAUGCACUCCAAGGAUCUUCCUGCGUCGCACAGUGCGGCUGGCAGUGCCACCGCUGGUGCGGCCGGUGCCGUACCGUCCAACGCAGCACAGCUACCGAACAGUCUCGUGGCACCACCGUACCCCGGCAUGCAGCGGCGUGGGUCCGUGCCGUGCGAAAGCACCAACAAUGUGGCGCUCCGGAGCAGCUUCAGCAUCAAGCGGCGCAGCACGAAGAAAGCGAUCCGCCGGCGGUCGUCCGGCGGGGCGGAAAUUCUCAGCCCCAUUCUGUCGGAGGAUGCGGCCGGUGGUGGCAGUAACGGUGCGGGUUCGUCGUCGUCGUCGUCCAACGCGUGGUACCGGAUCAAGCGCGAUUCGGGCCACCGGCGUGCGGGCGACAACGAGAGUCUGCUGUCCCGGCGGCGAGGUUCCCUGCCGGUCGAGGUCCUCGCGAUCGGUUACUCCGGUACUCUGCGUCACUAGAAGAGUGUAGAGGAAUGUUGGAAUUUCCACCCCACAAACCAUCACAUUGUCGUUUGCCAUUUCCAUCAUUCCAAUCAUGUCCAACCGUCGAUGCAAACCCGCCAAUCGCGGCGCUAAACCGUAGCGAUCUAAUGCAAACGAAAACGACGCUACGAUAAGGCUGUCCCGGCACAGGGGAAAGGUCAAAAUAUCAUUCUCCAGUGGUGAAAAUUUCUUGGGGGAAGAAACAUUGGAAAAGAGAAGAAGAUGUAGAAAAAAUGGAAAACAGAAAUAACAACAAAAACAACAAAAAACAACCCUUUUUGCUCAUUCCUACCACCGAUGCUUCCCGCCUAUAGUCGAGUUAUAGAGUGUACACGGAACUGAACAACUACACAAAGCAAGAUGAAUGAAAAGAGAGAAGCAAAAAGUAGACAAGACAACAACAACAACAACAAAAACACACACAAACAAAAAUCAUGCAUUAUGGAUAAGAAUACAAGAACUGAUCAGUUUCAAUGAGAACAAAACAAAAUUGAAUAAACCUUAGCAAUGUGUGUGCGUAUCAUUAGGAAAUCGAAGAAGAAGAAUAAGAAGAAGAAAAAAAACACUUGGAAAAAAGAAAGGAGAAGAAAUCCCAUCUUUGUCCCGAUUUGUUGUGUGUUUUCUGUGGAGGGGGUAUAAGAGAAUCAGAAGAAAAAAUAAUCAAAGCUAUAUCGAAACACACUAGAAAGAUCGGAAAAAAAAAAUCCAAAUAAAUCUGUGAGUGGUAGCAUAUUUAAAUUGACUAAACAACAAUCGUUGAUAAGUGUGCGUAAGUGUGUGCAUUGGUGUUGUAGCAAUUGUAGAACGUAAUGUUAAGAAAGAGAGCGUAAGCGACAUAAAAGGAAAGAGAGAGAGAGAGAGAA